ACUUGAGUGACUAUCUAUCUCCCAUUCCAUUCUUGAAAUCUUAAACAUUUUCUCAUUCAUUUCUUCAUUCAUUCAUUUCCAAGAAAACCAUGGCAAGCACGCCGGUGAGAAAGCCACACACAAACACCUCCGAUCUACUCACUUGGUCGGAAGUUCCUCCUCCGUCUGACUCCUCCGCCACCGUCUCCGCCACCCGCUCUCGCCAGCCUUCUGAUAGAAUUAGCAAGGUUCUCAAUAGCGACCAGCUCUCCGAAGAAGAAGCUCUCACUCUCUCCAAAAGCAAGCCAUGCUCAGGGUAUAAAAUGAAGGAGAUGAGUGGAAACGGUAUAUUUUUGGACAAUGCUGAAGAUUCUGCAUCCGAACCUGGUUCUGUAAAUUCAAAUAACAGAACUAGCAUACGCAUAUAUCAGCAAGCGGUAAAUGGAGUUAGUCAGAUAUCGUUCAGCACUGACGAAAGUGUUAGUCCUAAGAAGCCUACCUCUCUACCUGAGGUAGCAAAGCAGCGUGAACUGAGCGGGACCUUGCAGACUGACUUAGACGCAAAGACUCAGAAGCAAACAUCUAAUGCCAAAACCAAGGAGCUCACUGGGAACGAUAUAUUUGGCCCUCCUCCUGAAAUUGUGCCCCGUUCCAUGGUAGCUGCACGAACUUUUGAGUCGAAGGAUAGUAAGGAUAUGGGAGAACCUCUUCCUAGAAAUCUGCGAACAUCGGUGAAAGUUUCUAAUCCUGCGGGUGGGCAAAGUAAUAUCUUAUUCGGUGAAUCACCUGUUGUUGAGAAGACAUCGAAGAAGAUACACGACCAGAAGUUUGCAGAGCUAUCAGGAAAUAAUAUUUUCCAUGGAGAUGUUCCUGCAGGAUCAGCAGAAAAAUCACUGAGCAGGGCAAAGCUGAGAGAAAUAACUGGUAGUGACAUAUUUGCUGAUGGAAAGCCAGAAAUCAAAGAGCCUGCUAAAGGUGCCCGCAAACCCCCUGGUGGAGACAGCAGCAUUGCAUUGCUUUGAAAUAAAUAUAUGUAAACUUAGCACCUUUGACGUAGGCAUUCUAUAAUUCUGUCUGAACUCCCCAUGUGUUUCAGUAGAAGGGUAAGUGUGUUUCAUCAUUUUAGGUUUUCGAAAUUCAACCAUGAACAUGUAGAAGAUGAUAUAACAUGAAUUCUGCACUGGAUUUCAAAAUUCAACUAUGAACAUGCCUUAACAUGUAGAAGAUGAUAACAUGAAUUCUGCAGGAAAUUCAACAA
Molecule: messenger RNA, 1237 nt
Organism: Vicia villosa (hairy vetch)
Lineage: Eukaryota; Viridiplantae; Streptophyta; Magnoliopsida; Fabales; Fabaceae
Exons: 5
Coding region: 90-1001 (303 amino acids)
Source: RefSeq, a predicted model, not a curated record